Molecule: messenger RNA, 639 nt
Organism: Paramecium tetraurelia
Lineage: Eukaryota; Ciliophora; Oligohymenophorea; Peniculida; Parameciidae
Exons: 2
Source: RefSeq, a predicted model, not a curated record
AUGUUUUAUAACCUCCCAAGAACUCCAUAUAUGUAAACACGAGUCCAACCUAGAGUUUUAUACAACGGAUUUGAGAAGUACAACACAAAAAUUGUGAAGGUCCAGAAUACUUUCGAAUAUUACCAUUACUUAUAGAAGAAAAAGGAGUAUUAGGAUUAGCAAAAAGAAUUAUUGGAAGGAUUAAAAAUGGAGAAUGAUGAAAUGAAGAAGCUGUCCUAUUCAGUGAAAUGUUUCGGAGUAAGUAACAAAGAAGGAAAGUUUGGAGUACAAAGUUAGCGUAAAUUCAUGGGUGGUUCAUUCGAAUCCCAGCCCACCUAUGAGGUUAAUGUGUAGAGUGAAAGAAUAUCCUAUCCCUUCAAGUCAAAACGCCUUAUGACUAGUCGAAGGUUAUAAAGAGAGAAAUAGAAACCCCUUUCAGAAAUCAUCAAAUUGCCAGAGAGACCCGAAACAGUCAGAACGGAACACCUCUCAAAUGUAGAUAAGAUAGUUAGGAAAUCACGUAUAAAGUUCAAACAAUAACAUUCUCAACCAUAACCAGAGAUAGUAUUCGAGAAAGAAAAAGCUAAGUAUCAAUCUUAUAGUCGUCUCCUCUCAGAGGCUCAUAGUCAUGAAAGCUUUUAUAAAAUUCUUAGUCCUUGA